This is a messenger RNA of Rhopalosiphum padi (bird cherry-oat aphid), 1226 nucleotides long. RefSeq lists its product as uncharacterized. The transcript has 4 exons. The coding region runs from base 669 to 1172 and encodes 167 amino acids. The record is from RefSeq and is a predicted model, not a curated record. Lineage: Eukaryota; Metazoa; Arthropoda; Insecta; Hemiptera; Aphididae.
UAUCCUCUCUUAGAUACCUGGUUAAAAUUAUUCAAUCACUACCUACUUAUUAUAGAAUCAUUAGAAUCUAGAUAUCUGAUAUUUUAUAUAAAUUUAUGAUUUAUAAAAUUUCAAAGCAUAAUUUUAUUAUUACUAGUAUUUUUAUUUUCAAGUGACAUGUGUCCCACGACUUUUUAGUUGAACGUGAAAAAUAUGUGACAAGUUUAAAAACAAUAAUAAACCCAGAUUUUGAAUUUUUGAAGGUAUAAGAAAAAAUAUUCAAAAAAAUCUUCACUGGUCCAAUAUGGUGAGUAUGCUUAUACUACUGACCUCAUUCAUUUCAGAAACACCCCGAAUAGUGAAUAAUAAUUAGUUUUGACAAGUUAUUAUUAAAAACAUAAAACUACUUAAUUCACAAUUUGAUGACUCAAGAUACGUAAGAACAAAAUGGAUAUUAUAAGGAAUGGACAGUAUCUUCGAUACACGUGUAUCCUGCUUCCUGCAUCUUGGCUGUAUCUUUUGACAAUUAAUAAUCUAUCUUUUAUUAAACGGUAACAGUCUAUAACAAACAGUAUAGUUCGACAGUAGUCUAUUAGAGAAGACAUUUUUAAAAACUAUUCACUGAAAGCUAAUUUUUUUAAAGUUCAUUUAACUUUCAAUACUUUUCAUAAUAAUAUAUAUUAUUUAAAAUGGCAAAGAAAGUAGGAGAUUCGGCUGAACUCAACUACGACAUGAACUACAAUUUGUUUUUGUUGAAGACUUCUAUGCAGAAUUUAAAAACAGCACAGGAUAAACAUAACGUGAACCGUUGGGUGCACAAAUUGUUGGCGAGCAAUAAGACGGUUGCUGAAAUGAAGCUCCGAAACGAUUUCAUGUUCCAUUUGGUGACAGCCGUCCAAGAGGGCGAGCUUCGCCCACCGUUCAAUCAGUAUCCGCCGUCGUUACCCCUCAACAAUCUGACGUACCUACUAACGGGAAGCGCACCCAGUGCUAGUGGCAAGGACGGGAAAAAAGGCGCUGGUGCUUGGGAAUGCGACUUAAACAGCGAAGACACGGAAAAGCCUAUGUUGUACAGACAGUCACCUGACGGCGGAGCGUUUUUGGCCGCACAACCUAUACCAAAGUGUGGAGCGUUCUGCUACUUGGCCGUGGUCAGCAAGCCACCAGCAAAGGACGACAAGCCCAAGUUGUAAACGUAAUAAGUGGACCAUACCUACCAUGUCUGAUAUACAUAAAUUUUACAUGAA